Pelobates cultripes (western spadefoot toad) is the source of this 534-nucleotide messenger RNA. NCBI's taxonomy places the organism in Eukaryota, Metazoa, Chordata, Amphibia, Anura, Pelobatidae. The record is from the annotation of a GenBank genome assembly.
AUGGUCUCCAAUUCAAAGGAAAAGACAGAGAAGAGAAGAAGACAGAGAAGGUUUAAAUUAAGUAUAGUGGAUUCGGGAGACAAUAAUGAUGACAGGAGCGUGUUUAAUAUAUCAAGCUAUACCCUUAAUGAACAUGAGAUGGCGAUACUCAAAAAGGGCUUGAAAUUUGCUCCAAGUACUAGCAAUUCACAAUUUAACACUUUCAUUGACCUCCACAAAUUCAUCGGAAAACUCACGGUCAAGAAGAAUUUUUUUGAAAAUAAAUAUACCAAAUGUGCUGAAGAGGAGGGGUAUACCCAUACAGAUCUUCAUCCUCAGUCUACCUUUUAUCCCCAACAAGUUAAGAGUGACACUAUCAGAGUCUUCGAAAGACUAGUUGAAAAGGAUUUGAGGAAACUGAAUAAAAGAAAAAAGAGCAAAGACAACCUAACCCCUAAAGAAAGGCAGGUAUUAAAAUCCCUCAUGAGUAAUCCAAAUAAAAUUAUAAGAUCUGCAGAUAAAGGGGGUGGUCAUAAUGGAUAUUAUGGAUUAUGA